AAGCUUAAACCAAAUGGGAGUUCAUCGUUCAUUACUUGUUUUUGCAAUUGCUGCUUUGAUGGCUCCGUCGAUAUCAAUGGCUACGGAAUUCGUAGUGGGCGAUGAUCAAGGCUGGGGUUUAGGAAUCGAUUACGAUGCAUGGGCUCAAGGCAAACAAUUCUUUGUUGGAGACAACCUCGGUCUACUUUUCUAUCCAAAAUUAUUUAUAAUAAUUUUUUUCCGAAUAAUACAUGUGCAUGUUUUCAAAUACAAGGCUGGAUAUCACAACGUGUACAAAGUGACCGGAGAUGAAUUCCAAGACUGCACUGUUCCAUCAAGCAAUAGCUCCGGCUCAUUCUCCGGGAACGACAAAAUCAAAUUGGCGACCGCCGGGAAUAAAUGGUACAUUUGCGGCGUCAACGGCCAUUGCCAGUCAGGACAAAAGCUUACGAUCACGGUGCUACAGGGUGCUGCCCCAGCUCCAGCUCCAGCUCCAGCUCCAGUAGCUCCUGGUCCUGCUUCAAGUUUUCAAGCGGCUGAUUUCGAGAUCCUUUUAGGAUGAUCUUCGACAUUGCCGAUACAGUCGUAUUUAAUUAACUAGAACAAUAACCGAUUUUGAAUUGGAAUUAUGAUUGUUCCUUAUUUCUCU
Hibiscus syriacus is the source of this 628-nucleotide messenger RNA. RefSeq names its product blue copper protein 1a-like. Gene Ontology annotation, cellular component: plasma membrane. Gene Ontology annotation, molecular function: electron transfer activity. The transcript is spliced from 3 exons. The record is from RefSeq and is a predicted model, not a curated record. Bases 14 to 541 code for a protein of 175 amino acids. NCBI's taxonomy places the organism in Eukaryota, Viridiplantae, Streptophyta, Magnoliopsida, Malvales, Malvaceae.